Molecule: messenger RNA, 2313 nt
Organism: Coccinella septempunctata (seven-spotted ladybird)
Lineage: Eukaryota; Metazoa; Arthropoda; Insecta; Coleoptera; Coccinellidae
Product: mitochondrial potassium channel ATP-binding subunit
Exons: 13
Coding region: 173-2206 (677 amino acids)
Biological process (GO): transmembrane transport
Cellular component (GO): membrane
Molecular function (GO): ATP binding; ABC-type oligopeptide transporter activity; ATP hydrolysis activity
Source: RefSeq, a predicted model, not a curated record
GUCAAAUUCGAAAAUCACCUUGCAAAACAUUGUUCCCUAUAUUUUCAAUCAUUCAAACAUUACAUGAAUUACAUAUAAGAUAAUCUUUGAUUACAAGAUGAUAAUGAAGGCAGUGUGAUAUUACAUAAUAAUCAUAAUAAAUAAUAAUACUACAAUUAUUCCCCAAUUAAAUAUGUCGCAGCUAUAUUUGAAUAUUUUUAACAUCAGCAAACUAUUGAGGAGUAAUUCGCUAUUUAUUAAAGCCUAUAGACAAUUUAAUUAUGCGAUUCAACCCACACAUUGUACUAGAACUAAAGUAACCAAUUCAUUGAAAAAAUACUCUGCUGUUGGGAUAUGUUUGUGUGGUGGAAGUAUUGCAGCUAUUGUUGUAAGAAAUAACAGGGUAAUAUGUGAGAAGAAAACAAGAUUAGCGGGAUUCAGAGAUUCAUCAACAAAAAAUGUCCCCUUCAAUUGGAAGAAAUUAUGGAAAUAUCUGAAACCUCAUUUUAUUUAUUUUAUAGCUGCAGUAGCAGGUGCCUUAAUUGUUGCUAUCCUCAAUAUACAAAUACCUCUAGUAAUAGGAAAUAUAAUAAAUAUUGUUUCUAGAUUUGGAGAAACAAGUAAUAGUAAAUUGUUUUUUGAAGAAAUGAAAAUUCCAAGCAUCAAGAUAACUGCCAUGUAUGGAAUGCAGGCUUUUGCAACAUUUUUCUACAUUCACAUGCUGUCAAACUUAGGAGAAAAAAUGGCUUUCAAUAUGAAACGGGAUCUCUUCAAAGCAGUUUUGCAGCAAGAUGUUGGUUUCUUUGAUGAACAUAGAACUGGGGAAGUUAUCAACAGAUUAACUUCUGAUAUUCAAGAUUUCAAAAGCAGUUUCAAACAGAUAGUCUCAGGAGGUCUUAGAGCUGUCACUCAAAUCAUAGGGUGCUCAGCCUCCUUAGUUAUGAUUUCACCACAGAUGACAUUGAUUACUCUUUUAUGUGUUCCAAGCAUAAUAGCUGUAGGAACAAUAUUUGGAACAUUAUUGAGGGGUAUAUCUAUUAGAGCUCAAGUUCAGGGAGAAAAAACUACUGCUGUAGCAGACGAAGCAGUUUCUAACAUUCGAACUGUGCGUGCAUUCGCUAUGGAAGAGGAUGAGGAAUAUCUAUUUGACACUGAAGCUGCCUUAGCAAUGGACUUGAAUAUAAGUUUGGGUUUUGGAAUUGGUUGGUUUCAAGCUGGAACAAAUUUAUUUUUAAAUGGUAUGGUGUUGGGAACAAUAUACAUGGGAGGAUAUUUGUUAUCCUCAAAUCAACUAUCACCGGGAGAGCUGAUGGCUUUUUUGAUGGCUUCUCAAACAAUUCAGAGAUCUCUCGCCCAGAUUUCCUUGUUGUUUGGUUCAGUGAUAAGGGGAAUGGCAGCUGGAACAAGGGUUUUUGAGUACAUGGACGUCAAACCCAAAAUACCCCUGGUCGGUGGUAGGAUAAUACCGGAUGAUAAACUAAAAGGCAACAUUGAAUUUAGAAGUGUCAAAUUUUCUUAUCCUUCUAGACCAGAACAGGUUGUACUGAAUGACUUCAACCUGUCAAUACCAGCUGGUAAAACUGUAGCUAUAGUUGGCGCUUCUGGAAAUGGAAAAUCUACAGUUGUUGCUCUAUUGGAGAGGUUUUAUGACGUGAACGAAGGGAGUAUUACCCUGGAUGGAGAGGAAUUGAGAACAUUAGACCCAUCAUGGUUAAGAAAAAGAGCUCUGGGAUUGAUUAGUCAAGAACCAAUAUUGUUUGGAACUUCAGUUAUUGAGAAUAUUCGUUAUGGUAAACCUGGAGCAACAGAUGAAGAGGUGGUGGAAGCUGCUCGUUUAGCUAAUGCGCAUGACUUUAUUAGUAAUUUUCCUCAAGGCUAUCAGACUUUAGUAGGAGAAAGAGGUGCUACAUUAUCAGGUGGACAGAAACAAAGGAUUGCAAUAGCAAGAGCUCUAUUGAAGAACCCAACAGUAUUGUUAUUAGACGAAGCAACCAGUGCUCUUGACACAGAGUCGGAAAAAAUUGUUCAAGCAGCGUUGGAUAAAGCUCAGCAUGGUAGGACUGUUAUUGUUAUAGCCCAUAGACUCUCAACAAUUCAAAAUGCAGACAUUAUUGUUGUACUUCAUCGUGGUAAAAUAGUGGAGAUGGGUAAUCACGAACAACUGAAGAAACUGGGGGGCUACUAUUGGUCUUUAACAUAUCAGCAACAAGAAGUACCUGGCGCAUGAACAGAAUGUAAAACGAUAUAGCUAACUUAUCUUUGUGUAUUUAAAUUUUUUUUAACUUGUAACAAAUGGUGCUGUGCAAUGAAUAAAGAACUAUAUCUAUCAGAUAA